AUGCAGGACUUCGUAUUGCGCCUGAACUCAGUUUUCAAGGAGCUUCUGCCUCAAGCUUCCUCGAAUGCAAUCUGCGUGGGCAGGAAUACUUUGUCAGAUUUCCACAGGGACUCAGGGAACCAAACAGGUUCGCUGAACCACACUUUCACGCUUGGCACCUUCACUGGCGGCCAGCUUUGGCUCGAAGAUGCGUCGGGCACUUCUCAGGCCACUGUCGCAGGCGACAGUCACAUCAGGGGUAAAAUCGUAGAUACGUUUUGUUGCCCCACUAGUUUCCCGUGCAACUUGUGGCAUAAGACGAUGCCCUUCACAGGUGAGCGGUGGGUCGUCACACUCUACACUCUUUCAGGUGGGCAACCCGCCACGUUGCUCCCAUUGGGUUUUCCGUGUGAUCCUGCUGCCGCGGCGCAACAGCUCCCUCCGCCUCUUCAGCCUGUUUUGCCGUUGGAGUGUGCACCUUUCGGGUCUAGCCCUUCUGCCCCCGCUCCUUUGGGUUCUAGUCCCGCCUCACCCGCCGACCCUCCUUGCAAACGCCUGAAAUCGCAAGCUCAAGCCGAGCCGACUCCCAGACAUGAGAAACCGCUGUUUCUGGAAAUCUGUAGUGGGUCUGCUAUGCUGUCUUAUGUUGCCAAAGAGGCCGGAUACACAGCCGUGCCCAUCGACUGGCAUCACAACAAACAGCGGACGUGUGUGCACACCUUACAGCUCGACUUGCGGCUGGCCAGCACUUGGUCUUUCUUGCGACGCAUUUGCUCCGAGUACGAUGUUGCCUGGGUGCACAUGGCUCCUCCAUGCGGCACCGCUAGCCGGGCUCGGGAGUGCGGUCCCGGCCCUAAGCCAUUGCGUUCGGUCCGUCAUGUGCGCGGCCUGCCCGGCCUCCCACCAGUGGAGCAGGCGAGGGUGGACAGUGCAAACACCAUUUAUGAUAGCAUGGCCGCCUUCUGUGACUGGCUGCUGCAUGCCAUGCCGCAUGUUCCCUUCUCUGUUGAGAACCCUCUUCACAGUUACCUGUGGCAGCUCCCGAGGUGGGCCGAGCUGCUCGCCAAGCACUCCUUCGUCACAUUCGACUCGUGCCGCCACGGGUCACAACGCAAGAAGGCCACCGCCCUCCUCACGAAUUCGGAGCUUCUGCACUGCCUUUCGGGACCAUGCCCGGGAUGCUCCUCGCACUUGCCGUGGGGUAAGCUGGGCAAUACUUUUGCGACAGCUGAGGAGACGGGCUAUCCCAAACUUCUUUGCGAAAGGAUUGUCUCAUGCGUGGAUAAGUCAGCUGCAUCACGAGGGAUUGCGCCUGAACGCCUAGUGGCCUCCAAGGUUUCUGCUGCGCGUGCCGCAGGUCAGGUGCAACCUCGCGGCCGCAAGUUUCCGCCAAUCAUUUCUGAAUUUGCUUACACUAUGUCAGUCGCCAGUGCUGCGGCUCCCACUCUCAACUCCAAGCACUGCCUUUCGGCUUCUUGGCACGGCGUCCCUGCAGGCGCCAAGCUCCUCCGGGAGUCAGUUGAAAGGGGAGGUUCGCGACUCCCAGAGGGGAACAAGUUCUACACUUUUGGCGUCUAUCGAUCCAUGCAAGCUUUCUUGAACGAGGCAAAGUUGGUUGUGCACCCCUUCGAUUCUGCCAAAUCACUUCCAGAUGAACUUUUGCGAGUCUUGUUUGACACUCUUACGAAGAGCCCGGUUGACACCAUGAAGCACCGUCUUUUGAAGCUACAACAGUGGCGAGCCCUCGCCACGCAGCUUGAUCCCGAAGAAGAGAAAAUCAGAUCGGCGAUGGACCCUUGUGUGCGGAAGAUCCUUAGUUGUAAGCGCAUCGCACUCAUGAAGAGGAUUGCCGCCGACUUGUCGUGGCCUGACACGGCCCUCUUCGAUGACCUGGCUGCCGGCUUUAAGCUAACGGGAUACUUGGGGCGUACGGGUGUAUUCGCUAGUGAUGUCAAACCUGCCACGAUGGACCUUGACGAUUUCUGGGCAAGUGCUCCCCUCCGGAGGGAAACCCUGCUUGAAAAAGUCAGAGCCCAGAAGGACCAUGACUAUGCCGAGGAGCUUUGGGACAUGACGCUUGAGGAGUCUAACAGAUCGGGGAAGUGCUGGCUUGACGGCCCGAUCGACGUUGACUCUUUGGGGGACAAGUUCCCUGAAGGCUGGAACGCCUGCCGGCGUUUUGCAGUCUGGCAGGGCAAGUGGCGUGCGAUCGAUGACUUCUCGGAAGCCGCUGUGAACUCUUGUUUCGGAUGCUUUGAACGUGUCACUCUCAAGGCCCUUGAUGAGAUUUGCUGGCUGUGCAUGCAAGUUUGCCGUGCGGCAAAAUCUUCAGGAUCCCUCGAUCUUGAGCUCAGCACGGGUGAGAGACUCAAGGGACCCCUCCAUACGGCUUGGAAGGACCCUGACCGUGUCCGUCCUCACUGCAAAACUUACGAUCUUCAAGCUGCCUACAAGCAGCUCGCACUGCACCCUAGCGAGAGGCCGAAAUCCGUUAUCCUGCUCAGGGAGCCGGGCUCCCGCGCCGUCAAGGCCUUUGUGUGCAACACUCUUCCUUUCGGAGCUUCAGCCUCGGUCAUGCAGUUUAACAGGGUUGCAUUAUUCCUGCAGAGGGUUCUUUGGGAUUUGAGGGUGGCCGUAACUUGCUACUAUGACGAUUUCCCGACAAUGACCCCUUCGUUCUUGUCUGGCGGGACUGACAAUGCAGUUCAUGCCCUCAUGGACCUGUUUGGCUUCACCUUGUCCGAGAAAGAAAAGCCGUUCUCGUGCACUGCAGAAACGCUGGGUGUCGUGCUGGAUACCUCCGAUCCUGACAUGGGCCGCAUCUUCGUAUCGAACAAGCCCGAACGAGCUGCCAUGCUUGAACAGUCCUUGGGCCGCAUCCUUGAAAAGGGCCAGGUAGACACGCGGGAGCUGCCAUCCCUUCUUGGGAAGCUUCGCUUCGCAGAUGCUCAGCUGCUUGGUCGCACAGGGCGAUUGGCCCUGGCCGACCUUAGGCUCUUCGGUGACAGAGGGGGUGUCUUGAACCUUACGGAUACUCAAUCGAAUGCCUUGGCUGUUCUGAGGGCAAGACUUCUUGCGAGCAGGCCGCGUGCCAUUGUGACGAGCCCUGCCUCGAACCCAGUCCUCAUCUUCACAGAUGGCGCAUGCGACCCUUGCGAGGGCGGCUUCAGUACUGGGGUCGAGCUUUACGCGGUCGUGCUUGCCAGGAUCCUGUGGUCGAGUUACAUUGAUGGCGAACGAUGCAUAUUUUUCGUCGACCAUUCCGGCGUCUUGAGUGCUUGCAUCAACUCGAACUCGAUCGAUGCAUCUUGGAGGAGUCUCCUUCUUCACUUGGAGGCCGCCGAUGAAGCACGCCCGUGCUUGCCGUGGUUUCAUCGUGUACCGAGCCAGAGCAACAUCGCGGAUCCGCCAUCCCGAGGCAGAUGGGAGGAGCUGGCAUUCCUUGGUCCCGUCACUCGUGACGACGAGGCUGCUGCUCGAGGUGCACCUGAUGAGCGGCAAAGUGGAUCUGCCAAUGGCUGCCGGUGGCAUGACUGCUGUGGUGUGUGCCCGGACCUCAAGGACUAUCCUGAUGCUGGGUUUUGGUGCUUGCCUUGCUUGGAUCUUGCUUUGCUGGCCGUGCUGAUGGACUUGGCCGACGGAGCUGUGACGACCCCGCCUAGGACUCGCCGCUUCCUGGAUGUGUCCCCCGACAUGUCUCAGCUGGAGCCUGACUGGAGUCAGAUGCCGGACAUGACCCCAGCGGCACCGAAGAAGCGGGCCAAGCGCCAUUGGGUCAAAGGACAACUUCCAGACUGGACGGCCAUGUCGCCGGUGAGCAGUGCCCCGUCCUUUGCGACCCCGACGAAGUCACAGUGUGAUGAGAUGUCGCCGCCGAAGAAGGACGCACAGGAGCUGCAGCCGUGUUCAUCGACGCCUCCGGCUUCCUUGUCCAAGGGCGGUGCACCUCGAACACCUCCAGAGGAUCGUCAGGUGCAGGAUGCAUCGAGAAGCUCGACAGAGGCAGCCUCGAAGGAUCCCGAAGGUGGCCGCAAAGCCUGA
Molecule: messenger RNA, 4020 nt
Organism: Symbiodinium sp. CCMP2592
Lineage: Eukaryota; Dinophyceae; Suessiales; Symbiodiniaceae
Source: the annotation of a GenBank genome assembly